AUGCAAGUGUCGAUCGCGUGCACCGAGCAGAACCUGCGGAGCCGCAGCAGCGAUGACCGGCUGUGCGGCGGGGGGGGCCGGGGCCAGGGCCCGGGGGGGGCGGGCAACGGCGGGUACCAGCCCCCCGGCAAAGCCACCCGCCUGGCCGUCGGGCCCCGGGCGCUGGGCCAGAACCUGCCCCACAUCGCCUUCGUCCUGCGGGAGUCCACCGGCCGGGCCACCGGCAUGAACUACAGGAACCUGGGGAAGUCAGGACUCCGCGUUUCAUGCCUCGGGCUUGGUACGUGGGUGACUUUUGGAUCCCAGAUCUCCGAUGAGAUGGCAGAGAACGUGCUCACCAUUGCAUAUGAGAACGGGAUCAACCUGUUUGACACGGCCGAAGUGUACGCUUCUGGCAAAGCAGAAAAAACCUUAGGGAACAUCCUGAAGAGCAAAGGAUGGAGGCGUUCGAGCUACGUUGUCACCACAAAGAUCUACUGGGGUGGCCAGGCUGAGACCGAGAGGGGCUUAUCCCGGAAACACAUAAUUGAGGGGCUCAAAGGUUCCUUACAGCGGCUUCAGUUAGAAUACGUGGACAUUGUGUUUGCCAACCGGAUGGAUGCCAACAGCCCCAUGGAAGAAUGUGACCCGAACUUCCGAUUGCUCUUGCUGGAAGAGAUUGUCCGGGCCAUGACGUAUGUGAUCAACCAGGGGAUGGCCAUGUACUGGGGGACGUCUCGUUGGAGCGCCAUGGAGAUUAUGGAGGCGUACUCGGUGGCGCGGCAGUUCAACCUCAUCCCCCCUGUUUGCGAGCAAGCUGAGUAUCACAUGUUCCAGCGGGACAAGGUGGAGACGCAGCUCCCCGAAUUGUACCACAAAAUCGGGGUGGGGGCCAUCACAUGGUCCCCUCUGGCAUGUGGUCUCAUCACCGGGAAGUACGAGGAGCGGGUGCCGGAGAACUGCCGGGCAUCCAUGAAGGGAUACCAGUGGCUGAAGGAGAAGCUGCAGAGCGAAGAUGGGAAGAAGCAGCAGGCAAAAGUGAAGGAGCUCCACCCCAUUGCCGAGCGUCUGGGCUGCACUGUGGCACAACUGGCUAUCGCCUGGUGCCUGCGUUCGGAAGGGGUCAGCUCCGUCCUCCUUGGCGUCUCCAGCACCGAUCAACUCAUUGAGAAUUUGGGAUCCAUUCAGGUUCUAACCCAGCUGACGCCCCAGGUGGUCCAGGAAAUUGAUGCGCUUCUGGGUAACAAACCCAAUACAAAAAAAGAGUCCCGGGCGUAGGGACACGUUGGCGCCCGGGACGGUGCACGCUGUUGUCCCAACGGACUGCGUAUCCUUCUGCUCCUCUGUGGGGGCUCCUGUCCCCACCAACCUGCUCCUCCCCACAUGCUGUUCCACCAGCUGCUGCCUCUUAAUUUUGUGGGGAGGGCACGGAGGAGCCGCUUCGCGCAUGAACCAAAUAUCCGUGUACUUCCAUGUCGGAUGAAGUGGGAGGGGCGGGAUCGGGGGCU
This is a messenger RNA of Euleptes europaea (tarantolino), 1487 nucleotides long. RefSeq names its product potassium voltage-gated channel subfamily A regulatory beta subunit 3 (gene KCNAB3). Bases 1 to 1257 code for a protein of 418 amino acids. Gene Ontology annotation, biological process: potassium ion transport; regulation of potassium ion transmembrane transport. Gene Ontology annotation, cellular component: cytoplasm; membrane; voltage-gated potassium channel complex. Gene Ontology annotation, molecular function: transmembrane transporter binding; voltage-gated potassium channel activity; potassium channel regulator activity. The transcript is spliced from 15 exons. The record is from RefSeq and is a predicted model, not a curated record. NCBI's taxonomy places the organism in Eukaryota, Metazoa, Chordata, Lepidosauria, Squamata, Sphaerodactylidae.